Messenger RNA from Plectropomus leopardus (leopard coralgrouper), 1850 nucleotides. It is a transcript of the gene rtn4rl2a, whose product is annotated as reticulon 4 receptor-like 2 a. Gene Ontology annotation, cellular component: plasma membrane. Gene Ontology annotation, molecular function: protein binding. The record is from RefSeq and is a predicted model, not a curated record. Lineage: Eukaryota; Metazoa; Chordata; Actinopteri; Perciformes; Serranidae.
GCAUCAGCAGAGAUAGCAGGCUUUACUUCGCCUUCUCAGGCUAACUCGCUUUGGGCUUUGGUUCAGGAUGGACACCUCUUCGAUUUAUUGGAGUCGACGAUGCUCCAUCAUGCGCAACUGCAAAAGCGCUCUCUCUCUCUGGUUGCUGGUGUGGCUGCUCCUCGGCAAGCCAAGUCCGGCAUCGGCGUGCCCGCACCUGUGCGUGUGCUACCCGACCCCCAUGACCGUGAGCUGCCAGGCGCAGAACUUCACCGCCGUCCCGGUCGGAGUGCCCUAUGAGUCGCAGCGCGUAUUCCUCCAAAACAACCGCAUCACGGAGCUUCGAGUUGGUUCUUUUGGCUUCGGGACUCAGGUCCUGUGGCUGUUCUCCAACAACAUCACAUGGAUAGAGGCAGGGGCAUUCAGUGAGCUGAGGGACUUGGAGGAGUUGGACCUCGGGGACAACCCCAGCCUCCACAGGCUGGAGGGGGGAGCCUUCCGUGGCUUAGAGAAGCUCCAGAGCCUCCACAUGCACCGCUGCCGGCUCACCGCUCUGCCCCAUGACAUCUUCCACAAGCUGUACAGCCUGCAGUUCUUGUACCUGCAGGAGAAUAAUCUUCACUUCCUGCAAGAUGACAUUUUUUCUGACCUCAUCAACCUGAGCCAGCUUUUCCUGCACGGUAAUCGUAUCCGUACCCUGUCAGAGAAUGUGUUCCGAGGCUUGGUCAACCUCGACCGCCUUCUCCUGCAUGACAACCGCAUCAGGCAGGUGAACCGCCGCGCCUUUCGUGACCUUGGCCGCCUGACCAUGCUCUUCCUGUUUAACAACUCCUUGGCUGAGCUGCCCAGUCAGACCCUGAGGGACACACAGGGCAUUGAAUUCCUUCGCCUCAACGCCAAUCCCUGGUCCUGCGGCUGCGAGGCCCGCGCCCUGUGGGAGUGGUUCCGCGAGGCUCGUGUCUCUUCAUCCGAGGUGAUCUGCGCCUCCCCUUCCACCCGCCGCAACCAGGACCUCCGCUUUCUUCGUGAGAUGGACUUUGCCCUCUGCCCCCUGCCCGACCCUGGCUCCAUUGCUGGCUCCACCACCACCACUUUCAGCACCAAAACCCGAUGGUGGUUUCAUAAGAACAAGCCCCAGUCGUCCACAAAAGGUGUCUUUGAGAAAUCCUCAGAGACCGUCAAAGCUGGUUUGUAUGGGAAAGGCCCAUCCACAACCACUUCAGUAGUCAAGUAUGAGUUGGGUGAGGAGGAGCUGGCACUGCCCAAACUUGACGCAGAAGAAUACUGGGCAAACUACGGAAAUGAGGACUCAGGUGUUACCCUGCGAUGCUUUGAACUCGAAUGUCCACCUGAAUUUGACCUGCCUCCAUCUUCCUCUGCCCCUUCAUCCUACUCACCUUUUUUCCUCUUACUACUAGCCGUUUCUGUUGUCAGCCUUGGCCUCAACCUCCACUUGCUAUUCGGCUGAACCUGACUCUUAGUACCACAUCUUUUUCCCUUCCAGCCUGUUUUAUAGGCUGUGAGGAUACCUGUUAGACUCUACACCCCCUUUGCCCGCUUUGCUGUAAGCCGAAUAUUAAGGCACAGCCAGGGAGAUAGGAGGACGGUUAGAUAUUGAAUCUACCACCUACAGGGCUUACCACUUUUCAGGGCUGAUGAGAGUUUUUCAGCUAAGAUUAUUUACAUCCAUAAUACUCUACAGGUAUGGCUUUCUGUGUCUCACCUGUAUGGUGUCACAUUAUGAUUCCCUGCAAUCAGGGCAACGAGGGCUGAGUCCAUCACUAAUGUCAGUGCAUUUUGAUAGCAGCUGUGAAUGAUGUUUUUUCACCUCAACUUAAUUAUAACUACUACUGCUGUUAGUGCACCCAAUU